Molecule: messenger RNA, 537 nt
Organism: Suillus paluster
Lineage: Eukaryota; Fungi; Basidiomycota; Agaricomycetes; Boletales; Suillaceae
Exons: 2
Coding region: 116-439 (107 amino acids)
Source: RefSeq, a predicted model, not a curated record
GAUGGAUAACAACAGUCCAAUGGAGAAAACUUCAAGUCUCAAUCUGGCCCGGUUGUACGGCAGCAAGAAGUCCUCAGGUCGCCCAUCAACGACUUAAUUGUGAAGGCGUACGCUGAUGCAUAUUGCUCAGGAGGUGAAAAUUAAGGGCUACAUCAAUAUUGUCGGAUACAAGGUGGUCGCGGAUGAGAAUGUUGAUCCAGGACGUUAUGGCUUCAGAAUAGUACACGAUACAGAUAAGGCACAUUUUUUCUGCUCUGACGAGCAAAUCGUGGUACGCGAACGGAUGAAAGCCACCAUGAAAGCCACCAUUGGCAGAGACUAUUCGAUCGCCCAAGCGAUGAACCCUGCCCCUCGACCGCCAUCUCCUUCUGCUCGUGAUGCGACACAAAAGGCUUUGCGCCGCGAGAAUCCAAAUCAAUUGUCUUCUCGUGAUACUUGAGUCCUGAUGGGUAUACUAUCGCCAGAUGCCAGCGAUGCACAAGAUAGCGAACGGACGCGUCUCGAUUCGAUUUUUACUCAGCAACCUGGAUCAGGCCA